Staurois parvus is the source of this 355-nucleotide messenger RNA. The record is from the annotation of a GenBank genome assembly. NCBI's taxonomy places the organism in Eukaryota, Metazoa, Chordata, Amphibia, Anura, Ranidae.
AUGGGGCCCCAAUAGGAAAUCAUGUGUCCUCGCCCACACUCAAACCACACCCAAAAAAGCCAGGGGUAUGAAAGGUACCAGGGACAUCUCAUGGGGCCCCCUACUGACCCCGGGCCCUCAGGCAAUUCUCCAGCCAAGAGCUGGAGAAUGGGGGAACCACAAACGAAGCAGCGGUAACAGUGGCGGACUGACAACUCAUGGGGCCCCCGGGCAAUAGGGGAUUAUGGGGCCCCUGUGUCCUUGCCCAAACUCAAAAAAGCCUAUGAAAAAGGUACCAGGGGCAUCUCAUGGGGCCCCCUACUGACCCCAGGCUCUUGGGCAGUGCCCGAGUUUCCAAAUGGUCAGUCCGCCCCUG